Messenger RNA from Lindgomyces ingoldianus, 3072 nucleotides. RefSeq lists its product as uncharacterized. Bases 1 to 2676 code for a protein of 891 amino acids. The record is from RefSeq and is a predicted model, not a curated record. NCBI's taxonomy places the organism in Eukaryota, Fungi, Ascomycota, Dothideomycetes, Pleosporales, Lindgomycetaceae. The transcript is spliced from 3 exons. Gene Ontology annotation, biological process: DNA-templated transcription; regulation of DNA-templated transcription. Gene Ontology annotation, molecular function: DNA-binding transcription factor activity, RNA polymerase II-specific; DNA binding; zinc ion binding.
AUGUCGCAGGUGCCGGCAGUGACAGCAUCGGUGGCGGCUUCGGGCUCCGAUAAAAACGCGACCUCUCCCGUGUCUAGUGGGACUCUUUCAUCGGCACCUGCGCCGGUGCUGAAGUUGAACAGCUGCGUCGUAUGCCGCCGCCGCAAGGUUCGCUGUGACAAGCAGUCCCCUUGCGCUAAUUGUCGCCGGGCAAAUAUCGCCUGUGUCUUUCCAUCGACCGACCGCCCGCCGAAAUGGGCUCGCCGCCUUGAACGCCUCACCAUCAAUGCUGCUGCAUCAAACACUCUGGCACUGCAGUCCGCCGACCCGGGCGUUAGUAAGGUCAUGAACAGACUACGGAACCUCGAGAACCUUGUCAAAGAGCUAAGCGGCCAGCUAGAACAGGCACAGCUGGAGGCAGCCGCCAGUUCGGCUGCUGGCUCAUCUGGACUCAACUCUCCUAGGAGGCCUACCCAAGAUCCUGACGCAGAGCACCAGAGGCACGCAUCACGCGACGCGAAUACCAAUAGUGUGCAGACGCAGUUUGGCAGGCUCGUUCUCCAGGAUGCCAGCCGCAGCCGUUAUGUGAGCAGCGGCUUCUGGUCUCGUGUCAACGACGAGCUUGAGGGGUUGAAGGUGGAUACCCGCGGCCUCGCAGGAGAUGAAUCCGACUCCUCCUCCGAUGAGGCCUCUCCUGGAAAGCCACCGCCGACCCAGGAACUUGAGCGGACACCUUUGGAACGCCAUGCAUUCCUGUUUCAACACAACUUGAGUCCUUCGGUUCGUGACCUUCGCGAGUUCCACCCACUACCGUCGCAGAUUCCGUUUCUCCUAGAUGUGUUCUCUGAAAACGUGAAUUUCAUCGUCCAGAUCGUCCAUAUCCCAACCGUUACUAAGAUGGUCCGCAAUUUACGCGGCAGUGAUAUGACGCUCCUUACGCCAUCCAAUGAAGCCUUGAUGUUCUCUAUCUACUACGCUGCUAUAACCUCCAUGGAGGAAGACGACGUCUUGACUAAUUUCAGUUCUUCCAAAACGGACCUGAAUCUCAAGUACCGUCUCGGCUUAGAACAUGCCCUUGCGAAAGCGGAUUUCCUCAACGCCCCUGACAUCGUUCUUGUUCAAGCACUUGCUAUUUUUCUCUGUCUCGUUCGCCGACACGACAGCCCGAGGUUCGUGUGGAUGAUGACCGGGCUCCUCAUCAGGAUGGCCCAGUACCUUGGGUUGCAGCGAGAUGGGUCCCAGUUCAAGCACCUGACUCCUUUUGAGAUUGAGAUGCGACGAAAGGUUUGGUGGGCUGUGUGCAUGCUGGAUUUGAGAGCAUCCGAGGACCAAGGGACAGACCUGACUAUCGCGAACGGCAGCUUUGACACGAAAAUUCCCCUGAAUAUCAAUGAUUCAGACAUUAGCCCCGAGUCAGAUCAGAUGCCCACAGAGCGCGAUGGUGUUACUGAUAUGUCGUUCGCACGCAUUUCUUGUGGACUAUGCGAUAUCAUGACGCAGAUGAUGGCCCGUCUAAAGGACGGUGCAGCAGGUCUAGAGGACCAAAGCCGUCUGCUGAAUGAGAUCUACCAGAAAUAUGAACAAGGUUACUUUCAGUACACGACGGAGUCGGGGAAUAUUGCCUAUUGGGUCGGAGUAACCAUCGCGCGGCUCGUCAUGGCCAAGAUGACGCUGAUUGUUUUUCUCCCUGUUCUCUUCUCCUCCCCAAGCGAACACUUCACGGACGAGAUAAGGACUAAAUUACUGAUCUCGGCAAUUGAGGUCGCAGAGUACAACCAUGAGCUGAACGCCGAGCAAGCAUGUCGGAAAUGGCGCUGGAUUUACCAAACGUAUACUCAUUGGCACGCCAUUGUGUACCUCCUAAUCGAAGUUUCCCGACGCCCUUGGUCACCUAUCGUCGAGAGAGCCUGGGUUGCACUCCACAGCAGCUGGCUGAUUCCUUCCCAAACCUCCAUGGACAAGAAUUUGCGCAUAUGGUUUCCAUUACGAAAGUUGAUGGCUAAAGCCCGCAAACAUCGCUAUACCGAGCUCAACCGGCUGCGCGCCGAUCCACAGGCCGCUGCCAGGCUGGAUAUGGAGGAGCAGAAAAUCCCAUUACCGUCGAGCUCUGGGUCGUUACCACCCCGGUCCAGCAACAGCAUCUUCCGUGAACGGUGGCGCAACCUCGUGGCUAUACCAGAAGGACCCCGAGAUGGCACACACACUGCUGUAACCUCCGGCGCAGAGCUUUCCGACUCGUCGAUGCUUAUAACCCACACUAGCCAGCCAACUGCAAGAACCAUUUAUCCGUAUAGCGCGGGCGAUUUGAGCUCUAAUAUGGCCUCUGAGCCGAUCUAUCUUGGCACGAGCGGACAGCAGGGCGACCAAACCCUGGAGUGUACCAGUAUCAGAGACCCAGAACCGGCGAUUACAAUUAACACUCCGAGCGAUUUGGCCCUCGGGCAGACCGCCGUGUCAGCGUAUACUCCCUUCCCUACAGUCCCCACAGACUGGCCAGAUGGCCGUACCAUGGGACCCGGUUUCGUCCCUUGGAUGUGGGCUGAUGUUGACCCCUCAGUUGAUAUGUUUUCUAACUUGAACAUGGAUUCCAUCGACUUUAAUAUGGGCAUGGAUGACGAAGUGAACUGGUAUAAUUGGGUUGAAUCUGCUAAGGGUAUGGACUGGGAUACAAGGCCGAGCGGCCAUUGUCAGAUCUAGCUCCCUUUGGCGCAAACAGUAGUGAAUAGUGGCAAUUUGAAACUCUUGGGUAAUCAUAGCUGUAAGCACAUGCCUAGGGAUGAUGCUCCAUUCGAUUAGAUCACAAGCAUUAUGGACGGGGUCCAAGUAGUCGAGCUCCUGGGAAUCCCGCACAAAGAGCCAAUGUCUGCGGAUACAGGUCUGCGAACUCGCUGGAAAAAUCUCCAUGGAUAAGUAAUGUGCCGGUUGACCAAACAGCGCAAGCUGCACAAGGAAAUCCAGCAGCCGAGAACGCAGCAGUCGGGAGCGCCAUGCCGCAAAGAACACGGACGCCGAGAAUGGCAAGCCUCAGAGACAAGAAUAACCUCCAGCACAGCCACGGCCUGCUUUUGCGUCUCAUCUCCUCAUAGAUCCGAG